Molecule: messenger RNA, 1290 nt
Organism: Pseudogymnoascus destructans
Lineage: Eukaryota; Fungi; Ascomycota; Leotiomycetes; Thelebolales; Thelebolaceae
Gene: POS5
Product: NADH kinase pos5
Exons: 1
Coding region: 1-1290 (429 amino acids)
Biological process (GO): NAD+ metabolic process; NADP+ biosynthetic process
Molecular function (GO): NAD+ kinase activity
Source: RefSeq, a predicted model, not a curated record
AUGCUGCUGCGACAUUGGCGACCUCGAAGCGCCCCGACGUCUUGCCUGCGACUAUUCUCUCAGUCAAGUCGAAGGCAGGAAAUCCGUGAUCUCGCUCAAUUGCCAGAUCGAAUUAUUCCCAAAUACCUUGAGAGUCAACAAAGCGACCUCCUCUCCUUGCAGUGGCCCUCUCCGCCACGAAACAUACUCUUCGUCAAGAAAGAUGGUGCCCCGGCCGUGACGGAGUCGAUGAUAGAGUACGCGAAUUAUAUACAUCAAAAUUACGAAAAUGUGUCUCUCAUAUUCGAACCGCAUGUCGCAACAUCUGUCCAGUCAUCCAUACCGUUUCCGAUCUACACGACCUCUGACAGCUCUGUUCUCUCGAAAAAGGCCGAUAUGACAACCACCCUGGGCGGCGAUGGUACAAUUCUACAUGCCUCCGCCCUCUUUUCCACAACAACCCAUGUUCCACCACUCCUAUCUUUUAGCAUGGGUACGCUUGGGUUCUUGGGCGAAUGGAAAUUCGAGGAAUUUAAACGCGCCUUCCGUGAAGUCUACAUGUCAGGCGCAGCAGCCGGUUCGCACCUCUUCCAGGACCAGCAGCACCCGCACGUUCAAGACAUAGCCGGCGGCGAGACAGGAGAUGUGACCGGCUGGUCAUCUAUACGGGGAAAAUCUAUGGGAACAUCCAGGUUAUCAAAGGUCCUGUUGAGGAACAGGCUGAAAGUAGGCGUAUUUGAUGCGAAUGGGCAGAAAGUCAAUAGCGAUGGCACGGUGGAGAGCGAAGUGCGCGAUAUCCACGCCAUGAACGAGGUUAUCAUCCACAGAGGUGCAAACCCUCACAUGGCAAUCAUCGAGAUCUUCGUUGGUGGAAGAUUUUUAACUGAAGCAGUGGCGGAUGGGAUGAUCAUUGCCACACCGACGGGAUCCACAGCAUACAGUCUCUCGAGUGGGGGUAGCAUUAUUCACCCCCUCGUGAGUAGCCUGCUCAUGACACCUAUUUGUCCGAGAAGCCUCAGUUUCCGACCACUUGUCUUACCUGCAAAUACGCCACUGACGCUGCGAUUAAGCGAGAAAAACCGUGGUCGAGAGUUGGAGGUUAGCAUCGAUGGAAAGCGUAGCAGCAUGGGAGUUGCCUGUGGCAUGGAAAUUCGGGUUCUAGGGGAGGAUAUUAAGCGCCCAGAUGGAGCCUGGUCUGGUGGCGUACCAUGCGUGAUGCGGGGGACAAAGAGCGGGAUGAAGCAUGAUGAUGGGUGGGUUGGGGGGCUGAACGGGCUGCUGAAAUUCAACCAUCCGUUCGGCGAGGGAUAG